CUGCACGUUGCCGUGUCGAAAAAAAUCGUCAUUUUGACAAGUGAAGCGUCAAAUUUGGAAAAUUUCUUCAAAGUGUUUGUGUGAUAAUAGUUGUGAUAAAAACGGUUUUGAAAUAAUACUGAAGGGCGUCCACGUAAUACUAGUGCGUUCCGCUCGUUAGCGAUGUGCGCCUGCACUAGAUCUAGUGCUUUAAGGGGGGGGUUAUUUUCGAAGCACGUGCUAAACAAAAUGUUCCUGUCGUUGUAAAAUAUCGUAUCGUUGGACAUUUUUUAAAUUAGAAACGCGUCUAUUCCUCGCUAAUUGAAACAAUAACGACUGUGUGAUAAACAUUCAACGUGGGUACAAAAUGGCUCUUGGUGCAGCAGUGAACAAUUCGGAACCAAAGACCAACAAUAACCUCGACGGCGACAAAGUCGGCAAAACCACGCCAGGGGAUGCGAAAAUUGCAGUCGUAAAUGGAGAAUUACCACUACAAAACGGCCACGUGGACGUCAGUCCAGAAAAACAAACCAAAGACGCCGAAGAAUCGGAGAAAAAAGACGAAGAAAAUAAAAACAAAGACGAAGUCGUCUUCAUCCAAGAUGUAGGUUUUUCAAUCAAAAUCCUAAGUCCCGGAGCUGAACCCUUCGACAUCCAAGUCUCCAGUAUGGAGCUCGUCCAAGAAAUCCACCAGUUGUUGAUGGACCGUGAAGACACGUGUCACCGAACGUGUUUCUCGCUCCAAUUGGACGGCAAUACGCUUGAUAAUUUCGCCGAAUUGAAAAACAUCGAAGGCUUGAAAGAGGGUUCAGUUAUCAAAGUCGUGGAAGAACCUUACACCAUGCGUGAAGCAAGAAUUCACGUGAGACAUGUGAGAGAUUUACUCAAAUCUCUCGAUCCGGCCGAUGCCUACAAUGGGAUUGAGUGCAAUUCUUUGAGUUUCCUUAAUACGGUCACUCAGGGCGAUAUUUUGGAGAAGAAAAAAAUGCGUCCCGAAAGUGUUGACUGUACUCCUCCUGAUUUUAUAAUGCCGGAUAGUAAAGACCGACCGUUGACGGCCCUUCAGCCACAAUUGAAAGACCAAAAAGUGGCGCAGUGUGUUAAAGUUUUGACCACUUCGGCUUGGAAUCCACCACCGGGGUAUAGGAAGAUCCACGGUGAUCUGAUGUAUCUUUAUGUUGUCACUUUGGAGGAUAAACACUACUACAUAUCGGCCUGUUCACGUGGUUUUUAUAUUAAUCAAUCUACAGCUGAAGAAUUUAACCCUAAACCGGCAACUCCUAGUCAUUUGUGCCAUUCUUUAAUUGAGCUUCUUAACCAAAUUUCGCCACAAUUCAAACGUAAUUUUGCUCUACUCCAGAAGAAGAGGAGUCAAAGACACCCGUUUGAACGUGUGGCAACUCCCUAUCAACUUUAUAGUUGGACUGCACCCAUGAUGGAGCAUACCAUAGAUGCCAUAAGAGCUGAAGACACUUUUUCCUCAAAACUGGGCUACGAGGAGCACAUCCCCGGCCAAACUCGCGACUGGAACGAAGAACUUCAAACCACAAGAGAACUCCCGCGUAAAACCCUCCCUGAACGUUUGUUACGCGAACGUGCAAUUUUUAAAGUACAUAGCGAUUUUGUUGCGGCAGCAACACGUGGUGCAAUGGCCGUUAUUGACGGUAACGUAAUGGCAAUAAAUCCAGGCGAAGAAGCCAAAAUGCAAAUGUUCAUUUGGAACAACAUCUUUUUCUCGCUUGGUUUUGACGUUCGAGAUCAUUACAAAGAGUUGGGCGGCGAUGCUGCAGCGUUUGUUGCACCUCGAAACGAUUUACAAGGCGUUCGUGUUUACAGUGCUGUUGAUUUACCAGGGCUGUAUACUUUGGGUACUGUUGUUAUUGAUUAUAGGGGGUAUAGAGUUACAGCACAGUCGAUUAUUCCGGGGAUUCUUGAACGUGAACAGGAACAAAGUGUUGUUUAUGGGUCGAUUGAUUUCGGGAAAACUGUGCUAAGUCACCCCAAGUAUCUAGAUUUGUUGAAUAAAGCAGGCCAACAAUUGAAAAUCUUACCUCAUCAUGUACUUAACGAUAAGGAUGAACCAGUUGAACUGUGCUCAAGUGUUGAAUGUAAAGGGAUUAUAGGUAACGACGGACGGCACUAUAUUUUGGAUUUGUUACGUACUUUCCCACCUGAUGUUAAUUUCUUGCAACUUGAAGACGAAGAAUUGAGCAAAGAGGUGAAACUGUUGGGUUUUCCAAUUAAACACAAACACAAAUUGUGUUGUUUGCGCCAAGAAUUGAUCGAUAGUUUUGUCGAUUCGCGUUACAUGAUGUUCAUCAAGUAUGCCGCAUAUCAUUUGCAACAGUUGAAUAUACGUAAAAACGAUGCUAAAAUCAAUAACAAUCAAGCGAUUGAAGACAAUAAGACUGAAAACGAGGAAAACAAAAAGAGUGAAAAUGAUGACGGCAAGAAGGAACAAAUUGAAGAUGAAGAAGCAAAGAAGAUUGUCGAGAGUAUAACUGAUGGAACCAACAAAAUCGAACUGGAAGAGAGUACCAAAAACAUUGUUAAGACUGCAGCUGUGGCUGUUGGCUCCCUCAAAGACACGGAAUUUGAUAUUCGUUUCAAUCCAGAUGUUUACUCACCGGGUAUCAAACAUUGUGAUAAUCUAGACCCGACCAUUUCGAAGCAAAGACAGUUGGUUAAAGACGCUGCUGAAUUUUUGCCCACCGUGCAAAUUCCCACUUUUAUUCGCGAUUGUUUAGAUCAUUCUUCGGCCCCAAUGGACGGUUUUACUUUAUCCGAGGCGAUGCAUAAUCGCGGAAUUAACAUUAGAUAUCUCGGUAAAGUCACAAAUUUGUUAGCAAAAGUAAAACAGUUGGAAUAUUUGCAUAGCAUUGCUGUUGCGGAAUUGCUGCUAAGGGCCGCCAAACAUAUCUUUACCGUUUAUUUGCAGGGGUCUGAAAUGAUGAAUUUGGCUGUUGCGAUUGCUCACUUCCUCAACUGUUUCCUAUAUUCUGGCCAAGUUCCCAAUCCAUUGCAAGGAGUUGAUGAGAGCAAAAACAACAGGAAGCGCAACAAACGUCGAGGUAAAUUGAAUCCGUUGGCUUGUAACGACAAUAACGAAUGGGCGAAUCUCACCCCAAAAUCGCUUUGGUCGCAAUUAAAACAAGAAUUGAAAUCUUAUUUCGAUUAUGAUUUGUCUACCAACGAUAUUGAUGCAACCACCGAAACAUUCUGUUUACAAAAAAUCUCAUUAUUGCGAGGUUUUUGUCUAAAGACCGGAAUCCAGAUUUUAUUGAGGGAUUAUAAUUUCGAUUCAAAGAAUAAACUUAUUUUCUACGAAGAAGAUAUUCUGAAUAUUUUCCCAAUCGUCAAACACAUUAAUCCGAGAGCAACUGAUGCUUAUAAUUUCUAUACAACGGGACAGAAUAAGAUACAACAAGGGUAUCUUAAAGAUGGGUACGAGUUAAUUAGUGAAGCCUUGAAUUUGUUGAAUAAUGUGUAUGGGGUGAUGCAUCCGGAAAUUGCACAAUGUUUGAGAAUGAUUGCUCGACUUAAUUAUAUCAUGGGAGAGCACACUGAAGCUAUGGCCUAUCAGCAGAAGGCUGUUUUGAUGUCGGAAAGGGUCAACGGAAUCGACCAUCCCUACACAAUUACCGAAUAUGCACAUCUCGCCUUAUAUUGCUUCGCUAAUAGUCAAGUUAGUACCGCCCUGAAAUUGUUAUACAGGGCGAGAUAUCUUGCCGUACUCGUGUGCGGUGAGAAUCAUCCAGAAGUUGCCUUGCUUGAUAGCAAUAUCAGUUUAAUUCUUCACGCCGUUGGCGAAUACGAACUUUCUUUGCGUUUCUUAGAAAAGGCCUUAGCUUUAAAUAUCAAAUAUUACGGGGCCAAAUCUCUUAAAGUCGCCGUCACUUAUCAUCUAGUGGCGAGGACCCAAAGUUGCAUGGGUAACUUCCGGUGUGCGUUAACCAAUGAAAAGGAAGCUUACGCCAUCUAUAAACAACAGCUCGGGGAAAAUCACGAAAAGACCAAAGAAUCGUCAGAGUGUCUCAAACACCUGACACAGCAAGCCGUUGUGUUGCAGAAAAAAAUGAACGAGAUCUAUACGGGGAAAAAUGGAGCUUCACUGCCACCUAUACAAAUCCAGCCGCCUUCCAUGAGUUCGGUCUUGGACAUGUUGAAUGUCAUUAAUGGGAUUUUGUUCGUUCAGAUAAGUCAAGAGGAUAUCGAGAAUUUUAAAGCCGAAAUCGAGAAAAGACAACUGAACGAAGAGAAUAAUGAAGCGGAUGAGGAAGAGAAAGCAAAACCAGAAGCUUUGGAAAAUUAGUAGGAUUUUUAGAUGUAUUGAAAAGGAUAGUCGUCUCGUUAGUUAAUUUCGUAGUGGUUCUUGUGCGUGCAUUUUCCAACGAGUCUGUAAGUAACAUGCAUUUUUAUCGCUCAAUGUAAUACUAGUCAAAAGUAAGAAACUGCCUUCCAUUGUAAUAAAAUGUUGUUGACGAUUUUAAGUGAUCUAGUGUUGUGGAUUUCUUUCCCGAGUACUGCUAUUGUUGUUGUUGUUGUAAGUUAAAUAUGAAAUAUGCUGUUGUUUUGUGAUACGCAUUAAUUAAUCGUAGAAAGUUGUGAUUAAAUAGCCAAGGAUGGUAUAAAUUUGCAUGUUGCCUGGACAAGGGAAAUUAUUUUUUAUUGUAUUUUACUUUGAGUGCGCCAACUUUAGUAAGGUGCAGUUUUCUAUGAUAGAACAGAUUUUUUUGUAAUCUAAAUUUUGUUAAAAUAAAUCCAGUUGAUUACA
Molecule: messenger RNA, 4753 nt
Organism: Tribolium castaneum (red flour beetle)
Lineage: Eukaryota; Metazoa; Arthropoda; Insecta; Coleoptera; Tenebrionidae
Gene: clu
Product: clueless
Exons: 14
Coding region: 347-4291 (1314 amino acids)
Biological process (GO): intracellular distribution of mitochondria
Cellular component (GO): cytoplasm
Molecular function (GO): mRNA binding; protein binding
Source: RefSeq, a predicted model, not a curated record